Argentina anserina (silverweed cinquefoil) is the source of this 1388-nucleotide messenger RNA. RefSeq names its product DNA excision repair protein ERCC-1. NCBI's taxonomy places the organism in Eukaryota, Viridiplantae, Streptophyta, Magnoliopsida, Rosales, Rosaceae. Bases 17 to 1195 code for a protein of 392 amino acids. Gene Ontology annotation, biological process: UV-damage excision repair; mitotic recombination. The transcript is spliced from 9 exons. Gene Ontology annotation, molecular function: damaged DNA binding; single-stranded DNA binding. The record is from RefSeq and is a predicted model, not a curated record. Gene Ontology annotation, cellular component: nucleus; nucleotide-excision repair factor 1 complex; ERCC4-ERCC1 complex.
CAGAAACAGAGAAAGCAUGGAAGACGAAGACAGAGUGCAACAUACAGCGUCGUCAUCUCAAAAGAGCAAGACAGUGAUAACGAUACCAUCUUUCCAAGAAGUUAUAGAGAGCUCGCAGUCAAAAUCAACCCCACCUUCUCUGUUUGCUCCCUCCAAAACCUUUUCUCAAGCUUUCGCCUUCGUCAAAUCCUCUGAGUUUUACUCUCCUCCUCCUCCUCCCUCCGCCACACCCCCAAAACCCACAGAAGCCUCUAACUCAAGGGGAACUGGGCAAUCUGACGUUCCAUCUUCAUCUGCUCCUGCUAAUGCUGUUGCAUCUUCAUCGUCUGUGCAGCGUCGCAAUGCGAUUCUUGUGAGCAACAGACAGAAGGGAAACCCCUUGCUCAAACAUAUCAGAAAUGUGAGGUGGGAAUUUGCAGAUAUUGUAUGUGACUACUUACUUGGACAAAGCUCAUGUGCUCUCUAUCUAAGUCUUCGUUAUCAUCUGCUGCACCCAGAUUAUCUAUAUUACCGUAUUAGAGAAUUGCAAAAGAACUACAAGCUUCGGGUCAUACUUUGUCACGUUGAUGUGGAGGACGUAGUUAAGCCAUUACUUGAAGUCACUAAAACUGCCAUGCUUCAUGAGUGUACCCUAUUAUGUGCUUGGAGCUUGGAGGAAUGUGGACGCUACUUGGAGACGAUAAAAGUCUAUGAAAACAAACCUGCUGACAUUAUUCAAGGUCAAAUGGAUACAGACUAUCUAUCACGGCUAAAUCAUGCGCUAACGACUGUACGACACGUCAACAAGACUGAUGUUGUAACCCUUGGAACUACUUUUGGGUCUCUUUCCCAUGUCAUGGAUGCUUCAAUGGAAGAUCUGGCUCGUUGCCCAGGCAUAGGAGAGCGUAAGGUAAAACGUUUGCAUGACACAUUCCAUGAACCAUUUAAGCGUGUGGUUGCCAGCCGCCCUGCUGUUCCAGAAUCAUCUCCUCUGGACAAUGCCGAACCUCUUUCAGUGACUGAAGAUAAAGAUAAAAAGGACACCGGAGAAGAAAGCAAACACAGGAACAAAGAACCAGAACCGACUGUUAAGUCUGCCCUGUCUGCUGCUUUUGCCAAAUAUGCUGACAGAGUUCAGAAAAAGAAAUCACCACAGUUGGACAACAGAGAUGCAAGUGUGGUCAUGGAAGGUGAACCUGAACAGGAAAAGUUGUAAUGUCAUUGGUUCAAAGCUUCAAAUUGAUUCGUGGGAAGAACAUGUAAGCUUCCAGUUUAUCUGAAGUUUGCUUCAAGUCAAGUUUCUCUAGCUCCAUUCUUAGUUUUUUUUUUUUGGACAGAUCAUUCUUAGGUUUUAGAAAAUGUAAAUGUUUAUAUGGAUCAUUCUUCUGUUUAUAUCAAUCUUGAGACUU